Molecule: messenger RNA, 1170 nt
Organism: Rosa chinensis
Lineage: Eukaryota; Viridiplantae; Streptophyta; Magnoliopsida; Rosales; Rosaceae
Product: F-box/kelch-repeat protein At3g18720-like
Exons: 1
Coding region: 1-1170 (389 amino acids)
Molecular function (GO): protein binding
Source: RefSeq, a predicted model, not a curated record
AUGGAUGACUACAACAGGUGGUCCAAGCAUCUUCCUGAUGAAUUGAUUGAAAUGAUUGUGAAGCGUCUACCCCUAGUCGAUUCAGUCAGAUUCGCUGCUGUGUGUCCUUCUUGGAGAAGUGUAUCGUCACAAUGUUUUCAACGAGUAACCCGACUUCCAUGGCUCUUGAAAUCGAUUAAGUUUCUAGACUCAGAAUCUGUGAAUUAUAAUAUCUACAGUACAAGUGAAGACACAUUCUACGACCUCAAGUUUCGAAGAGAAAAUAAUAAGUUGGAUGCUUCACGUAGUGAUAAGAUACGUUGCUCGGGCUCUAUUAAUGGCUGGUUGAUUAUGUCUGAAUGGAUGUCGCAGAAGAAUAUGAUUCACUCUGCUAAGACGACUUCCGUCAAUUAUUUCUUGAACCCAAUGACAGGUGAUCGUAUUAAGCUUCCCCAGCUGACCGGAAUCAUCCCAUGGAGCUCCGCGGCCUCUUCGGAUCCAAGAUGUUCUGAUUGCAUUGUUGCAACCUGUUUAGAUCCAAAAUAUGAUUCUGAUCGCAAUAUUGCAAUUGAAGGCGGGAUGAAGUUGGUGUUUUGCAGGCCAGGUAGUCAUGAAUCAUGCCCUUGGGAAGGGCAAAAACGUUAUAUAGUUUACGUUAAAUUUCAUGAGGAUGGCAAAUUAUACGUAUUAGAACUGGCUGAUUGGCCUCGUUAUGAACUAGCUGUUCUUGUUCUUGUUUCGGUUCCUGUUUUAGAUCCAUUAAAUCAAUGUCAAGGCAAAGGGAGGUGUGAGAAAAUUAUUGCUUAUAGGGAAAAGACAAUAUUAGCUGGAAUGCCAUCAGGGGAUUCGCCGUCCGGCAUUGGGAGACCAUCAUUUUUCUGGUCCUCCAAAGGUGAGUUUAUACUGGUUUGGGGGCGCGAUUGGCCCGGCAGGAAAUUUCGUGCGUUAAAGAUGGAUGAUAAAAGUGGUUAUAAUCCUGUUUGGGUGGACUUGGAGACGAAUGAUGUUGCUGAAGACGAAGUAGUCUUAGUAUCCGCCUCACACAGCACCUCAAUGUCAAAGUUGAAGACAUUUAUGACAACCAUAGACGAGGCUUUUCUUGGACUUUACAAAUUCUUCACCUGCCAUGGUUCGUUGAAUUGUGAGAAUCUUUUACCUGGGGUCUGGUUUACGCCCAAUAUAACCAGAUAA